Molecule: messenger RNA, 3152 nt
Organism: Phyllotreta striolata
Lineage: Eukaryota; Metazoa; Arthropoda; Insecta; Coleoptera; Chrysomelidae
Source: the annotation of a GenBank genome assembly
GGGAGACGCGAUGCGGUAGUCGAAAAUGAUCUGACGGUCGAACGUUCCUGAUACUCGGCGCUCUGCUCUCGCUCACCAAGUUUCGUAAACUGACAGACGGUCGACGGAGUUUUUCUGAGCCCGGGUUCCCGAUAUGGGGCGACAUCAGCUCGCGGACGUUUGCGGAUAAAAUGAAAUUUAAUCGCACGGUUUAUCGGCUCGCUUCGAGGUUAAAAUGCGGUAGAUAAAAAAAUAUAACUCAAAUGUCGGUUCUCAAGUCAUGGUCAUAAUAGAUACACUUUCGUUGAGAAGAUUAAAAUCAGUUACCGAGAUAUUUUACGCAAUUUACGCAAUGUGGAUAAUCAUCGUUGUCAUUUUCGUCGAAGAAUCCGAGAGCGUUUCGUUCCUGGUGCACAAGUACAGCACGAGGAUUGUCAAAACCAAGUACGGACCAUUGAGGGGCAUCAUUAUUCACAUGCACCCAUCGGUGGAGGCCUUCCUGGGAGUUCCUUAUGCGACACCGCCCGUUGGGAGUUUGAGGUACAUGCCACCGGUGACACCGUCUAUCUGGAAAUCGACUCGCUUAGCGGACAGAUUCAGCGCCGUAUGUCCGCAGCGGCUGCCGGAUAUCGGCAAUCGGACGGAAGCUCUUCUCGAAUACCCGAAGAAUCGGUUGCUCUACUUAGAAAAAGUGUUGCCACUAUUAGCCAAUCAAAGCGAAGACUGCCUUUACCUCAACCUCUACGUGCCCAGAACCGCGACUGGCGGGGAAGAAUCCAGUCUAUUGCCUUGUUUAGUUUACGUACACGGAGAUAGCUACGAAUGGAGCAGUGGAAACUUGUACGAUGGGACAUUGUUGGCGUCUACGGGGCAAGUUAUUGUAGUCACAAUCAAUUUUAGACUCGGCGUUUUAGGCUUUUUGAAAACAGGUACCAAAGGUAGCGCGCAAGGAAAUUUCGGUAUAAUGGAUUUAGUGGCUGGUUUGCAUUGGUUGAGAGAAAACCUUCCAGCUUUCGGAGGCGAUCCGCAAAAAGUCACGUUAAUGGGUCACGGUACCGGAGCUGCUCUAGUUAAUUUUAUUGCUGUGUCACCUGUAGCUAAAGAUUUGUUGCAUCGCGUGAUUUUAUUAAGCGGGUCCAGCCUUAGCCCUUGGGCGAUCCAAAAAGAUCCUCUCUGGGUGAAAAGAAGCGUUUCUUUGCAUACAAGAUGCUACGGGGACCUUCUCGAGGACGAUCUCGCCCCGUGCUUGAGGCUUCAACCGUUGAAUAGCUUGCUGGAUAUUAAAUUGGAUGUUCCACGAUUUUUACCAGGAUUCGCCCCGUUUGUAGACGGUACGAUUUUGGUGAAUCCCACGGCAUCGUCGAUGAAUAUCGGAGCGCCGACGAUUUCCACCAGCGAGGGGUUCGAGCUGGCCGAUUUCCCGGACAGAGACCUGCUCUUUGGGCUGACAUCCACCGAAUCCUACCUGGACCUGAACGCCCAGGACCUGGAAUUCGGCUUCAACGAGACGAAGCGCGACCGAAUCCUGCGGACGUACGUCAGAAACGCCUAUUAUUACCACUUGAACGAGAUAUUUUCGACGCUGAAAAACGAAUACACCGACUGGGAGCGAACGUCUCAAAAUCCGCUGAGCGUUAGGGAUGCAAUUUUGGAUGUACUAAGUGACGGACACACUGCAGCUCCUCUUAUCAGGAUCGGAUACCUGCACAGCCUGAGAGGUGGAACAACAUUUUUCUUCCACUUUCAACAUCACAAUGGAGAAAGGGAUGUUCCAAUGAGAGCAGGAAGUGUCCGAGGUGAAGAUGUCCCAUACCUUUUGGGUUUUCCGAUAACGGGCGCCGGUUUCUAUUCACCCUACAAUUACACAGUCAGCGAUGGUUCCAUAUCAAAGGCCAUGAUUCAGUACAUCAGCAACUUCAUUAAAACGGGAAAUCCUAACGGGGACUUGCCGCAUGCAGAAAAUCAAAACGCCAUCGCGAACGACAAAACAACGGCCGGCAUGCCGUUCUGGGACACUUACGAUACAAUCAAUCAAUUUUAUCUGGAGAUCGGCAGCCGCCUGGAUAAAAAGGACCACUACAGAGGGCACAAGAUGUCCCUUUGGUUGAACUUGAUACCGCAACUCCACCGACCCGGCGAGAACGGGGAUAUUUCCAUGAGACACCACCAGUUUCAAGAGGAAGACGAGCAAUAUUACGAUGGUUCUGUACGGCCUCAAAUAAAGGAGAAGCCAUCCUUUCACUAUACAACGGUUUCAUCAACGACUACUUCUACAUCGGGUACUAUUUCAACGCCGGUUCCACCGAAAUCGGAUACGGCCUUACAAGCUACAACUACAGAAUGCCCUCCAAAUCAAACAAUAUAUCUUCCAAGCCAAACUAAGUCUUCGAAUAAUUUACUAAGGAAAUUGGCAUCCAGUCACUAUCAAAGUUACACGACUGCCCUUACCAUCACCAUAGCCGUAGGAUGCUUCCUUCUGCUGCUGAAUGUGCUUAUUUUCGCUGGUAUUUACCACCAAAGGGACAAAGAGAGGAGGAAACACAAAGGAAGGGAAGCCCAGAAUGAAACAGGCAGCACGAGCAGCUCGUCGGGAGAAGGCUACGACAAGUCCUUCGAGGUGCAACCGCAGGAAUUGAAAUGCAGCAGGCACAAGUACAUGACCGAGUACACGUACGAGCCGAAGCACGGCGAUAUUCAAAUAACGGAGCUGCCCAUACAGAAUUUCAAAUCGUCCCCGCCGCCUGCCAAGCGAAUAGAAAACAUCCAGUCGAGUUUCCAUCCGCCGGACGUGACCGCCGCCGCCGGGCAGGACGCCGGGCGCGGCGCCGGACAUUUCUCCGCCGGGCAGGACUGCCAGCCGUCGGUCAGUACGAACCAGAUAGGGAUACUCAGGCCGCAAGGGAACCCCGUCACUCCGGGUACCAUGAAGAAACGUGUGCAGAUCCAAGAGAUAUCCGUAUGAUUAUACAUGAUAGGACCUUUGAUGGUAUAUAAUUUCGUUGUUUUUAGUGAAUUGCAUUGAAUUGAAUUGAAUUGAAAGACUACGUUUGUGUAAAUAUUAACUUCACAAAUAAUAAUCAAAAAUACGUUGUUUUAUGAAAUAUUUUAUUGGAGGUUUAUAUUAGUUUUGUAUUUAAAAAUAUGUAUAGUAUCUAUAAAAAAGUGUAUACACG